Molecule: messenger RNA, 581 nt
Organism: Leptinotarsa decemlineata (Colorado potato beetle)
Lineage: Eukaryota; Metazoa; Arthropoda; Insecta; Coleoptera; Chrysomelidae
Gene: Es2
Product: ess-2 splicing factor homolog
Cellular component (GO): catalytic step 2 spliceosome
Source: RefSeq, a predicted model, not a curated record
UUGAUGAUAGUAUAAUACCUAACUACAAAGUUCUUAAAUAUUUUCCAAUAUGUGUGAUUCUAUUGAGAAUUCCCCUGGCAGGAAAGCGAUGGAAAUAAUGGAAACUCUGCAUAAUGAUAUAGUUUUCAAGAAACCCAUUGGAAAAGCUAAAAAACGAAACAAGAAGAAAGUUUUACAAGAAGAAACCUAUGUGGAGGAAAUUGGAAAAAUCAUCCAAAGGGAUUUUUUUCCUGAUCUUGAAAGACUCAAAGCACAAAAUGAAUAUUUGGAUGCUCUUGCUCUCAAUGAUCAAGUAAAGCUUAAAGAACUUUAUAGGAAAUAUAGUGGCAGUAGACCCGCUCCAGAGAGAAGUAAGUACACAAGUUCAGUAUGGACUGACACAUUGAAAUUGGGAAGUUAAUAUUCAUUUUAACAGUUCACACUAUUAUUUGAAAUAUUUUCACAAAUAUACAAUCACAAAUCUGAAGCCAAUAUUUGACACGCUGGUAAUGGAAUCUACCUAACCACCUACUGCUGAUCACGAAUCUGAAGCCAAAAGUUGGUGUUGCUAUCUAAAAUUUGACUAUUUCAAAAACUCUCAG